AUGCAGUAUAGGCCAAAAUGGGUUCACAGACCUUGGAGAUACUGCGCCAAGGCGUGUGGGCCUCACUGACCGGCGGCUACUUCUACGAUCCGCAUCAGGGUGUCUUCUGCAAUGUGGUGCAUCUAUAUCUAUGGCUCUACCUGCUCUGUUCGCCCUUUGUCGCCUACCUGUACUUUCCAAGCACCUGGCUGACAUGGUGUUUGUAUUGUGUGCUCACCAGCAGCACCAUUUUAAUGGUGAAACUGAUCAAUUUGGCCCUGCAUCGUUUAUACGAUCGUGCACAGACCAUGUCCGAGGUGAAUCUGAAGAGUCAGUUCUUCAAGGUCACCAAGGAGACGGAACAGCGCAGCGAUCGUGAUCGUGAUCGCGAACGCGAACGUGACGAGGAGCAUGGCAUUGAAAUGAAAGUGAUGCGUGCCGCAAGCGCUGCCAGCGGCGUUGGAGGCGUUGGCGGUGUUGGCGGCGGCUCGCGACUAUCCGUGGAGCAGGCCAUCAAUGAGGCCAGCGAGGAGAACAGCAUCAUGUCCAUCGACAAUGUGAACAGCAUCAUUGAUCUCAAGGUUGAUGUGCAUCGCAAGAAUAGCUCCGAGUCCAUUGAGCUAAUGUUCUAUGCACCCUCGAUGCUGUCGACGGGCAGUCAACAGGAUCAGCAAUCCAUUGCCAGCAAAUCGAUACGCUCCAGCAUUGCGAACGCCACACAGAGCAGCAAUAUGUCGGCCAACGAGUUGUUCAGCAAAUAUCUGGCCGUCUAUCCCGAGGUGGUGCUGGAGGGGGGAACAUCGGGCAGCGGCAGCAGCAGCCACAAUAACAACGAUGCCAGCAGCGAUAGCCAGCGUUUGCAGGCAGUCAACACAACGACGACGUCGUCGACAACGACGAUGGCAGGAACGGGAGCAGGAGGAGCACGCACUGGGCACUUGUCGCGUAAGUGCAGCGAGGUGUUUAGUCGACGUCAUCGUCGUCGAUUGGAGCGCCAGAGCAGCCUGGAUACGGGCGCCUCGGAGCAGCCCACAUUUAGUGCUAAACUGAUGCGCAAUCAAUCGGACACGAUAGCGACAACAACGGCAGCGGCAUCCACAGCGGCGGCAACAACAGCGGCUGCUUCCAGUUUUCUGCACACGAAAGCAACGCAACAACAACGACCACAGACUGCUGGCAAUCCGCGUCAGCAUUUCAUAGCCGGCAGCAGCAGCAGCACCAACAAUAAUAACAACAACAACAAUAGCAGUAGCAGCAGCACAGCAACAACAGCUGGCGGUGGCGGCGGCGGUGGCGAUACGCGUUCAUUGCUGUUGCCCAGCAUGCGAUCCUCGCGUCUGCAGCGUCAUCGCAGCUCCGAGACACACGACGAGCGACUGAAGCAUCAAAGUCGCGCCGGACUGUUUCAAUCACUGCAGCAGCAGCAUCAGCAGCAGCAACAACAGCAGCAACAACAAUCGAAGCAACUGGCCGGGGAUGAUGUGGAGGACAUGGAGCUGGGUUUGGGACGCCAACAAGCGGGCAGCGAUGCCUGCAAUCGGGCGCUGCAAUCGUGGAUCCUGGACUCGUCGUCGGAUGUGUAUUUGGAGGAUGAUAGCUAUACCAAAUCGGAUCUGGGCAUUGAGCAGACACCGCAGCAAUCGUUGUCGUUUCGUGGCCAGCAGCAGCAGCAGCAGCAACAACAACAGCAGCAGCAGCAUCAUCAUCACCAUCAUCAUCACCACCAUCAGCAGCAGCAGCAGCAGCAACAGCAGCAUCUGCAUCAGUUGCAUCACAAUCAGCUGCUCAUACGCAAGGAUCCAAGCAGCACGAUGUCAGCGCUGCAGCUUUGGGCGCGACCCACAGAGUCCGGACAGUCGGGAGACGCAUUGGGCGGAGGCGGCACGGGGGGAGGUGGAAGCAAUCGCAGCAGCACGGCGGCCAUGAAGCGACGACGACAUUCCAAUGCCACCAGCUAUCACAAGCAACAGGGCAGCUCGAAGCAAGCGGGCGCCACCUCAGGUGGAGCAUCCUCAGGUGGCGGCUCGGGGGCAGCGGGCACGGGCGGCGUGCGUCGCAUCAAGAGCGCUGCGCUGGAGGUGCUGUGUCCGCAGGCCUCCGUCUCGAAUCUGUGUCCGCAUCCCAAUAGCGUGGAGGCAAUUAGCGGACAGCAGCAGCUGCGCAAUCCUCUGCCGCCGCCCAGCAAGAGUCUCGUGCGCAAUCCUCAUCUCAAUCUGUAUCCCCCGCCGCGUCUCGUCGACCAGAACUACAUGGAGCGUGGCGCCGGUGGCGGUGGAGGAGGAGGAGGAGGAGGAGUUGGGAGCAGCUGUAGCAGCGUCAUCUUUGGCAGCGCCAGCGCUUGUGGCUCCACCACCGCCCUAAUUGAGCCGCCCGUCUAUCCCAUUGUUGAAAACCUGGAUGAGAAGACGGGCGACGAGGCGACGUCAUCGUCGUCGCUGCGUCACCAGCAUUUGGAUCAUCAUCAGGAUCAUGACGAUGACGAUGAGCUCGACGAUGUGCCGGUGCGAAGGCGAACGCGUGCCCUGGGCUGCAGUCAGACGCAUCACAGCGCCGAGUCGGAUGUGGGCGGGAUACUGGCGGACGAUGACGAUGAUGUGUUCAAGGAUUUCGAUGACAAUCUGGAGCACAUACUCAACGAGCUGCAGCAGACGCACAGUCAGCUGGACGAUGUGCUCAAGACCUGCAAGCGGAAUACGCCACAGGAAGCCGGCGUGGCAGCGGCCGGAGGAGGAGGAGGAGCUGCCUCCGAUGACGAGGAGCUGGACAACAAUACGGGAUCGCGUUCGCCGCUGCUCAGCAAUCGGCAGCAGCAGCAAAGCGCCCGCGAAAUGGCUGCGGAGCAGGCGUUGCGUCAGGAGCUAGCGCAGCCAGGUCCAGCAGGCAAUGGAGGCGGAGGAGCAGCGGGAGCGGGCGUGGGAGGUGGUGCACCGCAUCGCAGCCAGCUGAUACGUAGUGAGGCGGACUCGGGUUGCCCCUCGAGCGAUUGUGAACAGGUGAGCGCCAGUUCGAAGGAUCAAUUGCUCGCGGGGAUGGAGCAGUUGCCGCCAGCAGCAGCAGCGAUCCAGCAUCAGCAGCAUCAACAACUGCAGCAUCAGCACGAACCGGACGAGGAGCAACCGUGCACCUCACGGAUGGCGGCACGCAGUUUGGGGGCCAUACCCAAGGUGGUGAAGUAUCGGGAACUGAUUGGCGACGUGGCCACCAGCAGCAGCAGCAGCAAUCACAUCGUCAAUCUGCAUCGCCCCUCGGCGAAUGCGUCGCGCAACUCCAGCUCCUCGAACUCCACGCAUAGCAUCAGCCUGACGGACACCUCCGAGAUACACAAGAUGCUCUGGGUGAUGAAUGGCGGUCCGGUGGACGAUCGCGGACGUCCCAUUGCGGGCUUACUGACGGAUGGGACGCCAGUGCUGGCCAAUCCCAACAUGGUGCCGCCGAACAUGUCCAGCGCACACCUGCAACUGUAUCAGGAUAUGCUCCAGACGAUGCAGGGCAACGCUUGCGGCGGCAGUGUGGAGCACAUGACGCUCGCCGGCAUGAAUCGCGACAAGUUGCGCCUAGAUGGCAAGUUGAUCUACGAACAGAUGGCAGCAGCAGCGGCAGCGAGCGGUAGCUCGGGUGGAGGUGGCACUGUGGCAACCGGUGGAGAGAGCAACUCGCAGCAAUUGGCGCUGAUGGGGAGUGCAUCGCGUAGCGGGAGCUCGGUGGCAACGGCUGCGUUGCAGGAGCUCUUCAAUAUGAUGCGCAGCGAACGUCAGGCGUCGCAGCAACAGCAGCAGUUGAGCGAGGCAAGUGGUGGAGGAGGCGGAGGAGGCGGUGACUCAAGUGUUGGGCUCUCGCAACACCAGCAACAGCAUCAGCAACAUCAACAUCAACAACAGCAACUGCAGCAGCAGCAACAACAGUUGCAGCAACUGCAACAGCAGCAGCAACAACAACAGCAACUGAGCAGCCAACCCAUGCUCAAUGUGGAUGGACAUUUCGCCCAAUACUGCGACUACUGGCGACCGCCGUGUCUGCUGGCUGCCGAGAAACCGGUGGCGCCCAAGAGCUUCUACAAGUAUCGCUUCAAGUGGUGCGGCCAGGAGCAUGAGUUCAAGAUCGCCAUGGAUCGGUUGGAGUUGUUGGCACUCUUCGAUCGCGAUCUUCAUUGGUUGCACGUGUUGCUGGCGAGCGUUCUGUGCACUUUGGUAGCCUGCUUGGGGGCUGCCAUACUCCAGCACAAUCACUACAAGGAUCUGUGUGUGCUGUUGUUCUGUGCGGUGAUUGCGGGCGCUCAGUAUUCGCUGGUGAAGAGCGUUCAGCCGGAUGCCGCAUCACCGGUGCAUGGAUUCAACAAAACCGUCGCGUAUUCGCGAGCCAUUUACUUUUGUUUAUGCGGCGGUUUGCUGCUGCUCCUCAAGCGUUUGGAUGCCGAAUACGGUGAAACACCGCCGGCCUUGCAGUCCUUCUUCGGGGUUCGCUAUUCGCCCGCGAGCGUCGUUGAGCUGCUGCUGCAAUCGCUGUACGUGCUGCUGCUCUGCUUUCCCAUCAUCUUCUCGGUGGGCUUGUGUCCGCAGAUCAACACGUUCCUCAUGUACCUGCUGGAGCAGCUCGAUAUGCAUCUGUUUGGCGGCAACGCAGCGAGCAGUUUGUUGGGCUCCUUUCUGUGUCUGCUGCGCUCUGUGCUGGCGAUCAUGCUGCUCUAUGGACCGCUUUAUGCGUCGCUUGACCAACAUCAUGGCACUCAAAACAUACUGUUCUCGAUCUUUUGUGCCAUGCUCAUACCGCUCGGCUAUCAUCUGUCGCGCUCCGCCAGCGAUUUCAGUCACCUGUGGCGUCUCAUCAAGACGUGCAUUGUGAGCACAUAUCGAGAGGAUGACGACGAGAACGUUAAUCCGCUGAACGUGCACAGCAACAUCAACAAUAACAACAAUAAUAACAACAACAGCAGCAGUCGGAAUAGCAAGGAGAAACAGCCGCUGAAUCGUCCCAAGCGUCAGGAGCUAUUACGUCCGCGACAGCAGCAAAACAACGGAGCUACGGAACUGAUCAGUUCGACGGCGAAUAGCAAUGAGCACAUCGAGCUCAGUUCGCUGGAGAAGCUGCAGCAACAGGUAGACGAGGAGCAGGCGCAACAGGACCAGGAUCAGGACGAUGGCGAUGGCGAUGCUGAUGGGGAUGGCGAUGCGGAUGCGGAUGCAGAGCAAGAGCUGCAACUGCAACUGCAGCUGGAGCAGAAGCACAGCAAAUCGAAGGCAUCGUCGCUGGGCAGCAGUCAAACGCUAGGCAAAACGAUCAGCAGCAGUAAACGUGCGAUUACCGCAUCCAGCUCCUAUGCAUCGAUUGGCGUUGAUCCGGCCGAUGAUGGGCAACCGGUGGAGCAGCUGGCCGAUGAUCAGGGGAUCAAGGCAACGCCCAGCCACAGCCAGGAGGUGCAUGUGUAUGAGGAGCCCAAGACUGAUGCGGCACAGGAUGACAAGAUAUCCAGUUCCUCCACCACCAAUCCGGGUGAUAUGUCCACGCUAACUGCCGGCGCUGGUACAGCGACCACAGAUGCUGUCAUCGAUGCGGAUGGCGAUGCUGAUGCCGUCGAUGGGGAUGCCACAGCGGUGCCACAGGACGGUGAUGCCGACACCGAGUUGGACAAUGAGUUGCCCGAUCCGUUGCCGCGUAAACUCCAGGCAACCGUGACGACACGGCUGAAAAACGAUCUCGUUGUUAUGACCCUGCUGGCGGUCAGUGUGCUUGUGCUGCAUUGCAGCACGGUGUUCACGGUCCUGCAGCCGGAUCUCAAUGUGGUGCUGUAUGUAUUCAUUGGCACGCUGGGUGUGCUCCUCCACUAUGCUGUGCCCCAGAUGCGCAAACAUAUGCCGUGGCUGUGCUUCGCCCGACCGCUGUUGCGACAGAAGGAGUUCGGACAGUUUGAGGUGUUGAAUGCACCGCAGAUCAUGUGGUUCGAGAAGUUCUACAUCUAUUUGAGUGUCCUGGAGCGUAAUGUGCUCUUUCCGCUGCUGGCCAUCUCAUCAUUGACCGCCGAUUCGCAGUUGAUUGCCAACAAAUUUGGGGUUCCCUGGGGCACGCUCAUCGUUGCCGUUUGCGCCAUAAAAUUUGUGCGCAACGCUUACUCGGAUCCCACAAACCAAUACCUGAUCAUCAUAUUCACCGUCCUGCUCUUUCGCAUUGACUUUGCCAUGGCCACCGAAAGCUUCAUCAUUGACUACUUUUUCGUUUCACUCGCCUUUCGCAAAUGCUGUGAUUUUCUGCUUAAGCUGCAGUUUAUAGUGACGUACAUAGCGCCAUGGCAGAUCACGUGGGGCUCAGCGUUCCAUGCUUUCGCACAGCCAUUCAGUGUGCCGCAUUCCGCCAUGUUGUUUUUGCAAGCGGGCAUCUCGGCGUUGUUAUCGACGCCAUUGAAUCCAUUUCUGGGCAGCGCCAUUUUUCUCACCUCGUAUGUGCGUCCCGUCAAGUUCUGGGAACGCGAUUACAACACACGGCGCAUCGAUCACUCCAAUACACGGCUCAGUUCGCAGCUGGAACGCGAUUUGGGCGCCGAUGACAACAAUUUAAAUAGCAUUUUCUAUGAGCACCUCACGCGCUCGCUGCAACAUUCGCUGUGCGGAGAUUUGCUCAUGGGCAGAUGGGGCAAUGUUAACCAGGGCGAUUGCUUCGUGCUCGCCUCGGAUGAUUUGAAUUGUCUGGUGCACAUAAUCGAGCUGGGCAACGGACUGUGCACGUUCCAGAUGCGUGGCCUCGAGUUCCGUGGCACCUAUUGCCAGCAGCGCGAGGUGGAAGCCAUCACCGAGGAUGUGGAGGACAACGAUGGCUGCUGUUGCUGUGAUCCCGGCCAUUUGCCGCGUCUGCUCAGUGCCAACGCCAUGUUCUCCACUCGAUGGCUCGCCUGGCAGGUGGUUGCCGCCCAGUAUGUCAUCGAAGGUUACUCCAUCUCCGAUAAUCUGGCCAGCGCAACGCUGCAGGUCUUCGAGUACCGCAAAGUGCUCAUCACCUACUACAUCAAGAGCAUCAUCUACUAUGUGGUGAAGAAUCCCAAGCUGGAACAGUGGCUGUCAUCGGGACCCAUUCAGGAGGCACUGCAGCAUACGCUGAGUCGUCAGUUUGUCGAUCUCGAUCCCAUAUUCAACUUCAAUCUGGAUGAAGAUUUCGAUUUUCGUGCCGUUGGCAUCACACGCUCCAGCUUCUGUUAUGUGUACCUCAAGUGGAUCAACUACUGUGUGGACAAGCGCAAGGAGUUGCAGCUGGGCAAGGAACCAGCAGCAGCAACUGCAGCGCCGCCACCAACGUCAUCCACUGCCACGCCCGCCACAGCGCCAGCAUCAACAGCAGCCGCAGCCGCUGCAACUGUGCAACCCUCAACAGCAGUCGGCGGAGGUGGAGGAGGAGGAGGAGGAGGAGCGGCGAUUGGUGUCAGCACAACGGCAACGACAACAGCGAAUACAACGCCCGCCCACAACGACUCGAAGAGCACACCGAAUCUCUCGUCGCAUGGCGGCGCCACAGCACCGCAGUCGAAAUCGCAAUCCCAGCAGCAGCUGGGACGGAGCGUGCGUCCCCAGAAGAGCGCCACAAUGAGUGGCAGCGGCAGCGGCAGCGGAUGCACAGCACCCGGUGUGGUGCAGGAGGGGAGCAGUGUGCUCGGUGGCGUCGAUCAGUUGAGCAGCUCGCAUAGUUUUGCCAACAUAUCGCGACAGACGUCGGAAAGUGCGCCCCGUCUGGGUGGCUAUGUGGGUGUCUAUAUGGAUCAGCUGACGAAGGCGACGACCUCGACGACGGGCAAAUCGCUGCGCAAGGAGGACUCGCCACGUACACAGCCAGCGACAGCGCCGACAGCAACAGGGAUUAGUCAUCAGGAUGGAAAUAUGACAACAAUACUGCCCAGCACGAUGCCCAUGAUGCAGGGCGUGGGAUUGGGAGUGGGAGUGGGAGCAACGAAUCAGCGACCGGCCUUGAAGCUAAAAGUGGCCAGUGUGUCCAAGGAUGCGCCACUGGUGUCGUUGUGCCUGGCCUUGGGUCUGUUGGCGCGCCGUUCGCUGGCCACCGCAUCGCACAGUUCGCUGACCGGCGUGGAGUUCUUUCUCCACGGUCUGCACGCGCUGUUCAAGGGCGACUUUCGGAUUACGUCGCCACGCGAUGAAUGGGUCUUUGCCGACAUGGAACUGCUGCAUGCGGUCGUUGCGCCCGCUGUGAAAAUGGCUCUCAAGCUGCAGCAGGAUCACAUCACAAACCCCGAUGAGUUCCUCGAUCCCCAUGCGUUGUACGAGGCCAUCGACAGCUGCUCCAAGGAGCUGGUCAUUUCCCACGAAGCGGAUCCCGUGUGGCGCAGCGCUGUGCUGCGCGGUGCACCCAAUUUGCUGGCACUGCGCCACGUCAUGGAGGAUGGCUCCGAUGAGUAUCGCAUCAUCCGGCUGACGAAGCGUUUCCUCAGCUUUCGCGUCAUCAAAUUGAAUCGCGAAUGCGUCCGGGGCUUGUGGGCCGGCCAACAGCAGGAGCUCAUCUAUUUGCGGAAUCGCAAUCCGGAGCGUGGCAGCAUCCAGAAUGCAAAGCAGGCGCUGCGCAACAUCAUCAACUCGAGCUGUGAUCAACCCAUUGGCUAUCCCAUCUACGUCUCGCCGCUGACCACAUCGUAUGCGGACACCAAUGGCCAGCUGUGUCAGGUGAUUGGCGGCGCCAUCACGCUGGACACGAUCAGGCAAACGGUGCUCGAUUGGUGGCAUCGCAUACGCGAACGUUGUCGCCAGGGCUGCAGCUCCGGCUCAGCCAUGGAGGCCUCCCUGCAGCUCCAGGGAGGCACCUGUAAUUUCGGCAGCGGCGGCAGCGUUGUGGGCACCGGUUCCACAGUGGCCACAACAGCUACACGUGGUGCCGCCAGCGCAGCGGGAGCACAGAGCAAUCUGAGUGCAGCUGGCGUGACGGGAGCUGCGGGCGCAGUCGGAGGAGGUGGAGGUGGAGGAGGAGGAGGUGCAGCAGGCGGUGGAGGCAGCGUCAGUGCACCGGGCACAGCGAGCAGCACGGGCGGCGAUUCGGGUGGCGAGUUGGCGCCGGUGUUCAUAUCGGCACCGCUCUACAACACGCUCACCGUCAACAGCUACUACGGCGUGCGAUCGGGCAAUGUGCCGGGCAUGAGUCACGGCAUGGCGGGCAGCCUCGGCGGCAGCUAUGUGAGCGACACGUUGGCCGUGGUGCGCGGCGGCUUGGCCGUGAUGCCAGUGAAGCCCACGUCGACAACGCUGAUUGCGGGACUGUUGAAUCGUGAACGGGAUCAGGAUCAAGUGGCUUCCGGUUCGAAUUUGCGUGCCAGCAGCAGUGGACCGCGUGCAGCUCGCAGUGCAGGAGCUGGCGGAGGAGCAGGAGCAGGUGGAGGAGGAGGCGGCGGCGGACAGUUGCAGGCGAGCGCCCGACGCGCUACUUUGCCCAUUGCCAGCGGCACCUCAGACGUCGUCGUCGCAUUGCCCAGCAGCAAGGAUGCAGUGCCCAUGCGCUCGGAACUGUUGGCUGAGCAUGAGCCCAGUCCGCGUGCCACGAAGCUCUCCUCGUCCUCCGGCAGUCUCGGCGUUGCCAUGGGCGUGGGCAACAUCAUCACCACGCCAGGGGAUUAUCCACGCAAGACCAAGGGACCCAUUUGCCUCAUGGCCAAUGAGGCAACCACGACGACGGGCAGUUCCUCCAGCGCAGCAACAGCAGCGGGACGGGACAGUGCGACGGCGGCGACGCCUCGAAAGCCUCGCAUUGAGAUCUACAGAAAGGUCAUCAUCGUGGACGACACAGGGAUCUACGAUUGUCUGGACAUCAUCGAUGCUGUGGUCUGGCCAACGGAUCACAUGCGUGCCAACGGCGGUCGCUUGAGCUGGAAGGAUUGGGAGCCGAGUGCCGGCAUGGUGGGUCAUGUGGUGCACGUCUGGGUGCCCAAUCACAAGGAUGUGCUCUUCCGUUCGCAUGUGAAUCGCUGCGUCUAUCUAAUUGAGAUCGGCGAGCAUUACGUGCCCGUCGAGGAGCUCGGAUUGCGUGAGUACAAUCAAAUCUUGGGCAGCAGCAGCGAGGAGAUGGCCGCCGGCUCGCGUCGCAGUUCGAUGCAACGCGACUUCCACGAGUACACCAGCAGCAUGCAGCAGAAGCUGGCGGGGAUUGCGGCCAGCGCCAGCAGCAGUGGCAGUGGCAGUGGCAGCAAAUCGCACAAGCACAAGAUUCGAGCUGUUAGCAGCAGUAGCAGCAGCGAUGACGAUGACGAAGGUGAAUCGAAUCCAAUCGUUUAUGACGACAUGCUCCGCUGCAGCGCGUUGGCAGUGACAUCGUCUGGCAGUGGAGCUGGAGUGGGAGCUGGAGCAGCAGGUGGCACAACAGCAGCAGCUAGAGCUGGUGUCUUGACAUUGCCGCCGGGUGUGAAUCCACCGCCGGGCAUUGAUCUGAUGAAUUUCAAUACGCUGCUGAACAUGUGGAAACUGAUUGCGGACAAGAAGAAGCAAGCGAUCAACAUUGACACAUCCGAGCCAUUUGCUGCCUUCGAUUAUACGGGUGAACUGCCGCCGGAGCUGAUGCGUCAGCUGGAGGAGAGUCGUUUGGCACAGCAGCAGCUGCUCGAGGAGCAGCAGGAGGAGGAGCUGCGCAAGCAUUUACAACAGCUCGAGGACGAUGCAAAUGCCCUGGAAGCCGAGCAAGCUGCAGCGGCGGCUACGACAACGACGACGCCGCCUUCGAUUGAGGAGUUGUCGCUGGAGCCGAGCGGCACACCGACGCCGAGCAGCACGCCGAUCACAACGACGCCCACACCGCCGCCAGAGCAGGCGGAGAAGCAGUUGGAGUUGGAGCAGUUGCCGGCAGAAGUGGAGCAGCAGCAGUUGGAAGCAGUAGCUAAGCUAGUGGAGAUGGAUGUAGAAGCAGAAAAAGUGGAAACAAAACAGGAGCCAGAGUUGGAAACGCUGCCAAAGGCGGAGGAGCAUGAAGAGCAAACGGAGGAGUUGCCAAAGGAGGAGAUAAAACAAGAAGAGGUCGAAGAAAAGCCGGAGCAAAAGGUAGACCAGGAGCAACUGCAGGAGAAGCAGCAAGAAGCGGAGAAUGAAGAGGAAAGCGCAGCGACUGGCACCACAGUUUAGACAGAGAAAGACAGACAAACAGAUCGAAUAAGAAUGAGAUAAAGAUAAAGAUACUGAUACUGAUACUGAUAGGACGACAGCGCUUGCUAUAUCAUUCGAGUGAACAAUUACCCAGCGUUAAGCCCCAACUAAAAAACUAAAACCCAAACCUAAACCUAAAACUAAAACUAAAACUAAAACUAAAUCUAGAACGAUAAUGAUAACGAUAACGAAUUCAACAAAAUACUUCCAAGUAACAUACGCAAGUAAAAGUAAUCAAAGUAGAGUUUUUAAAACGACUGUAAAAAGCAUUGGAUAAAUGUAAAUAAUACACAACAACAACAACAAGUACAUAUUAUACUAUUAGCUAUAGUUUUGUUAUACUAUAUAUUGUCGCCUGUACAUACAUAUAUAUAAAAAAAAACUGAUGAUGAAAUGGAAAGGAAAGGAAAGGAAAGAAAGCAGACGGCGGUUGGAUUAGCUUUUUCACUAAAUUUUAGUCGGUAAAAACAUUCGUAAACAAAUUAAUUAAUUCAUUAAUUAUGUAUAGGCCGAAUUCUUACACUAAUUCGAUUCUAAACACGACACACAGAAAAACAACAAAAAAUUAAAGCAAAAAUUACAUUUUUGUUAGUAUUAAAAAAACAACAACAAAAAAAAAAAACAUGGAAAUGAUAUAUAUAACUAUUAUAUAGCCCUCAUAUAUAUAUACAUAUAUAUAUCGAAAUGGAGCAGGACGCAAUGAAAGGAAAAACAACUCAAAACCAAAAUGCUUUUCACUAAUUUUACUCUAAUUAUUAUUACUAUUAUUAUUAUUAUAUAAUUAUUAUUAUUAUUAUGGUAAUACCCGGUCCUUGCCCAUGUCUUGUGUCUUCUUUAAACUAAUAUUAAUAUACAACUAUUGCUUUCCUAGCCAAUACACAACAUUAAAACAAAAACAAAAAAAAAAAAAAUCAAAUGAAAACUAACAAAGAAUUUAUAUAAAUUUAUUGAUUAAACAAAAAAACAAAGCGAAACACAAAACAUACCAAAAUUUUACUGUUAAUUAUUAAUGUAAAAGAAAAUAAAGCAUAACAAAACCUUAUCACUAAAUAAAUAAUAUAUACAAGUAUUUAAACUAUAUAAGAUGUAAGUUGGCAAAAACAAAAAAAAAAAACAGAAACAAAAACAAGAAAAACAAUUUGACAAUUGAGAAUGGAAACCAAUUAAUUAAUUAAGCAAAGUCAAAAAGUUGUUGUUGGUGAAUGAUAAAUAUAAAAAACAAACAAACAAACAAAAAAAACAACUACAAUAUAUUGAUCAAUUGACAUAUUGACGAACCGAUCUUGUUGAUGAUGAUAAAUGAUAAUGAAAAAAAAAAAUGUAAAGCUCUCACGUUGCCUUAAUACAUUAGACUGAUUUUUUCUACACACGCAUACACACACACACUCACACACACAUACACUAGUAGACAACACACACACACAAUACACUCACGAAUACAUACAUACACUUGUUUAUAUGCAUGUAUAUAAUAUAUAUAAAAAAUAUAUAUAUACUUUCAUAUAUAUAUAAAUAUAUAUCAGAUAUACAUGAUAUACUCAAAAUUCGACACACGUUAAAAACUAUUAAAUAAAAAAUAUGAAACAAAAAACAAAAAUGAAUUCAGAAUAUGUAUAAUAAUUAUGGUUGCGAGUAUUUACAUAGCUAAAGGAAUAUAUCAUUCAAAUGAAAAUACAAAAAAAAACAAAAACACUAAAUGAUUAAAUAAAUACCCUGUAAUAUAUGGACAAGGUGCAAUGUGCAUGCGCUAAAAACAAAAAAGAAUAUUACAAAUAAAAUAAAAACUAGAAAAAUGCCCAAAUAAUUUUUCCAAAUACACAAAUUAAGCAUAUUAUAAAAACAAAAAAAAAAACAUUUAUAAUUAUAAAACAACAACAAAAAAAUGAAGAAAAAAACGGAAAAAAAUGAAAGUCGAAAAAAAGAGAACAGCACACGAACAAAAAAGAAAAAAAAAAAUAAAAUAAAUGUUUGCCAGCAAUUAAAUGUACCCAUCCCUCCCCACUUUCAGUAAAUGUAUCUGAAACUAGCCAAUCUUCAAGAAAACUAAACUAAAAACGAAAAAAAAAACAGAAACUAAUAAAA
This is a messenger RNA of Drosophila sulfurigaster albostrigata, 13163 nucleotides long. RefSeq names its product protein pecanex (gene pcx). NCBI's taxonomy places the organism in Eukaryota, Metazoa, Arthropoda, Insecta, Diptera, Drosophilidae. Gene Ontology annotation, cellular component: endoplasmic reticulum; membrane. The record is from RefSeq and is a predicted model, not a curated record. The coding region runs from base 18 to 11060 and encodes 3680 amino acids. Gene Ontology annotation, biological process: endoplasmic reticulum organization. The transcript is spliced from 9 exons.